GGCGCGGGCGCGGGACCCAGUACUAUGGCUGUGUACUGCUAUGCGCUCAACAGCCUGGUGGUCAUGAAUAGCGCCAACCAGGUGCGGAGCGGCGCCCCCCGGCCCGGCAGCAGCGACACUCCCCCGCCGCCGGGGAGCGCCACCCUGAGCCCCGGCAGCGUGUUCAGCCCCGGGAGAGACGCCUCUUUCCUCUUCCCCCCGACCGAGUCGUCGUCGCCCGAGGAGCCGGGGAGCCCCAGGGGCUGGCGGAGCGGCCGGCGCCGGCUGAACAGCAGCAGCGGCGGCAGCGGCAGCAGCGGCGUGAGCAGCCCGAGUUGGGCGGGCCGCCUGCGAGGGGAGGGGCAGCCCGGAGCGGCCGCCGGCCCCCUGUGCCCCCCAGGCCCGGAGGAGGCCCAGAGGAAGCUGCGCAUCCUGCAGCGCGAGUUGCAGAACGUGCAGGUGAACCAGAAAGUGGGCAUGUUCGAGGCGCACAUCCAGGCGCAGAGCUCCGCCAUGCCGGCGCCCCGCAGCCCGCGCCUGGGCAGGGCGCGUUCGCCCUCCCCGAGCCCCUUCCGCAGCAGCAGCCAGCCCCCCGGAAGGGCCCUGGCGCCGAGCGAGGAACGGAGGACCAAGUCCUGGGGGGAGCAAUGUCUAGAGACCUCGGAGGCCGACUCCGCGGGGAGCGCCAGCCUCUCCAAGGCCAAGGAGGGAGUGGCACCUCUUCCCGGCCCGGCCUCCCCGUCGGGCUCGGGGGCUCAGGGCCCAGCCCCGUCGGUGAGAAUGGAGAAGGGGGUCCCUGCCCGACCCCACUGUGGCUCACCCGCAGCUGUGGACAUGGACAAGAGGGUCUCCCCUCUGGACGCUCGGGGCUGCCCAGCUCCCGCGUUGGGCUUGGUCGGAGCGAACUCCGUGAUGGCGACAGAAGUGGCAGCGAGAGCUGCACCCACUGGGCCACACCACCCGCAGGACCCUGCCCUCACGGCGCUGCCGGAGAGGCCCCGGGGUGUGCAUCCCCCGUCGCACCCCGCCGCCCCGGUGGAGGGUAAGGGGCUGGCGCUGGGCAGGGAGAGGAGCCCAGUCCCAGAGCGGGGCGGCCCCCGCGGCGGAGAGCCCCCGGGGAAGGCGGGGGAAAGAAGUCUGCCCCGUGGCCAGCCGGGCUCCGGGGAUCCCGAAGCGGGCGACAGGCCAGAGGAGAGGACUGUGGACGCGCAAAGCGCAGGGGACGGGAGCUUGGCAGGGCCCCGGGUGACCCAGAGUGGGGCCCCAGCGGCCCGGGAGCCUCCGCAGUGCCCCGACCGAGUGGAUGAAGGGUCUCCGACGCUGGGCUUGCGCGGGGGCAGCCGCUCUGCACAGCCGGGCGCGGGGGAGGCGGAGGCGGGAAUUCCCGCUGGCGGAACGCUGGAACCUUUGCCCUGUUGGGAAGCAGCAAAAGAUGUGAAAGAACCUCAGUGCCUCCCUGAGGACGGGGUGGGCGUGCAGCCCGGGAGCUCCAGGGCUUGGCUGGACCCCAUGGAGGACGCCCGCCUGGCCUGGACGUGCGGCCUGGGGGUACCAGCCCAGGGGACUUGGGGAAGCCCCCCGAAAGACAGAGCCACCCACUCCAGCCCAGAGCCGCUCUCCCCAGAGCAGAAGGACAAGCCUUUGCCGAGGGAGGCCUGCGGCCCCAGCAAUAUCCCUGCCGUCAUCAUCACAGACAUGGGUGCCCAGGAGGAUGGGGUCCUGGAGGAGGCGCAGGGCAGCCCGCUGGGCAUCCUGCCCCUGAGGAAACUGUCCUCCUCCUCUGCCUCCUCCGCCGGCUUCUCCUCCUCCUAUGAGGACUCCGAGGAGGACAUCUCCAGCGACCCUGAGCGCUGCCUGGACCCCAGCGCCGCCUUCCUGCACACCCUGGACCAGCAGAAGCCCAGAGUGAGCAAAUCAUGGAGGAAGAUAAAGAACAUGGUGCAUUGGUCCCCCUUCGUCAUGUCCUUCAAGAAGAAGUACCCCUGGAUCCAGCUGGCGGGACACGCAGGGAGUUUCAAGGCGGCCGCCAACGGCCGGAUCCUGAAGAAGCACUGUGAGUCGGAGCAGCGCUGCCUGGACCGGCUGAUGGCCGACGUGCUGAAGCCCUACGUGCCGGCCUACCACGGGGACGUGGUGAAGGACGGGGAGCGCUACAACCAGAUGGACGACCUGCUGGCCGACUUCGACUCGCCGUGCGUGAUGGACUGCAAGAUGGGCGUCAGGACCUACCUGGAGGAGGAGCUCACCAAGGCCCGGAAGAAGCCCAGCCUCCGCAAGGACAUGUACCAGAAGAUGGUCGAGGUGGACCCCGAGGCCCCGACCGCCGAGGAGCACGCCCAGCGCGCCGUGACCAAGCCCCGGUACAUGCAGUGGAGGGAGACCAUCAGCUCCACGGCCACCCUGGGCUUCAGGAUCGAAGGCAUCAAGAAAGAAGACGGCUCUGUGAACCGGGACUUCAAGAAGACCAAGACGCGGGAGCAGGUCACCGAGGCCUUCAGGGAGUUCACGAAGGGGAACCCUAACGUCCUGACCGCCUACCGGGACCGGCUGAAGGACAUCCGGGCCACCCUGGAGGUGUCCCCUUUCUUCAGGGGCCACGAGGUCAUCGGCAGCUCGCUCCUCUUCAUUCACGACAAGAAGGAACAGGCCAAGGUGUGGAUGAUCGACUUCGGGAAGACCACGCCCCUGCCCGAGGGCCAGACCCUGCGGCACGACGUGCCCUGGCAGGAGGGCAACCGCGAGGACGGCUACCUCUCGGGCCUCAACAACCUCAUCGACAUCCUGACCGAGAUGUGCCCGGGCCCCAGCGCCCCCGUGGCCUGAGGCCGCCCGGCCGCCUCCCCCGCUCCUGGCCGCCUCCUCCCCCUCCUCCCGGCUCCUCCUGAGUUUCCUCUCACGUCCACUGGGUGCCCGCCAGACCGACCCUCCCACCUGCACUACAGGACACUUUGUAGAAGAGGGGACGAAGCUUUCUCGUUCUUUUCCUAACUGCGGGGCUUUGGCCUGGGCCCCCCGUUUCUCUCCGUGAGCAGGAUCUCCUUCUAGAAGAGCAGUGCCCGCGCCAGGCCCCGCUGCCCGCUGCCCGCAGGGAGGUCAGCUGGGCUUCCAUCUCGCUGGAGGCUCAGGGCGGGCGACCUGUGGGCGCUUGCUGCCCCCUGGUGGCCAGUGCCAUUCGUGCCGCUGCUCAGCCUAGCCCGUCUCUGCCCCGUCCUCCCGGCCCCGCAGGGGCUGUCAGAGCCCCGUUUCAGCGGGUGCCUGGUCCCCGCUUCCUUGUUGUUGGGGCACAGAACCACUGGGGACGCAUGUCGGCCCCGAGGAGAGCACCCUCCGAUGAGCAGCCGGGGGUCCAGGACGUGUGGGGCCUUCAUGGUCCCUGCGGUCUGUGAGGCCCGGGAACCGGGAGCAGGCUGUACCCUCUGGUGUUGCACCCCCAGUUCUUCCAUCUGCGAGUCCCGCCCAUGAGUUCAGAGCUGCCAGGCCGCCCACCCAGAGCCGCGUGUGCCUCCCACCGCCCCCUCGGCCUGUGUGACAGCGCCAGGGCCCGGCA
Molecule: messenger RNA, 3526 nt
Organism: Eptesicus fuscus (big brown bat)
Lineage: Eukaryota; Metazoa; Chordata; Mammalia; Chiroptera; Vespertilionidae
Gene: ITPKB
Product: inositol-trisphosphate 3-kinase B
Exons: 7
Coding region: 25-2802 (925 amino acids)
Biological process (GO): inositol phosphate biosynthetic process
Cellular component (GO): cytoplasm; nucleus
Molecular function (GO): inositol-1,4,5-trisphosphate 3-kinase activity; inositol tetrakisphosphate kinase activity
Source: RefSeq, a predicted model, not a curated record